GUAGUCCGCUUCGCGCUAUUCGCGCCACCACGGUCCUCGGAACACGGUUCUCUCUAACUUCUGACUGGUUCGGCUCUGUCUCGCACCCGCCUCUUCCCCCUCUUUUUACCGCUCGCUAUUACUCUUCUCUCUUUCUCUUUAUCUGUUUCUCUCUCUCUCUCUCUCUCUCUCUUUUCCCUCUCUCUAACUCCGUUCCCCUCUCCAUUCUUUCUCACUCGCUCUUCCCUCCCUCCAGGUUCGUGGUCUUCCCUUCCCCCGUCCCUGUUCUUCGCCUGACGACGCUGCUCUCUCGGGCAUUUCGCCGGAAACCGACGCCGCGCGAGGACUGAGCGUUUCGUUUAACGCGUUACGUACCAUCUAUCUUUUUUUUUCUCUUGCCGUUCCGUAAGCGGACACGCAAGCAAGCAAGCAGAGGCAUCUCGGGAUUCGAAGUGAAGACGAAUCACAUAUAGUACGAUCUAUCAUCAUGAGUACCAAGGAAAACAACGAGGUCGCUGUAGAGAAGGUGGCAGAAAACGACAAGGCUUCGGCGGACGCUAAGUGUGAGAUCAAGGGAAUCAAGAGGCCGGCCGAAGAGAAAAACGAUGAAGCAAAGAAGCAAAAAAAAGAAGAAAAUGGAGAUGGAGAAGUAGAAGAGGAGGAAAUUGAGGAGGAGGUUGAAGAAGAGGAAGAAGUAGACGGAGAUGGUGAAGAAGAUGAUGAAGAGGACGAUAUACCGGAAGGCGAAGAAGAUUUAGAAGAAGGAGAAGAAGAGGAAGAGGAUGAAGCGGAAGGUGAAGGUGAAGAGGUGGAAGAUGAAGAGGAGGACGCAUAAUGAAAAGAGGGAGAACAAUAUGUAAGUAAAACGGGAGGAAGGCACGUGGCAUCAUCGUCGAUCUUCGGCAGUCUUCUCAGCAAACACUUACUCUCAUAUUGAGUGGUUGGUAGCAAUGUUGAUAUCGAUCGUGCCCAAAUCCAUGUCGUUGGAUCAUCCUCCUGAGCUACGAAAUAAAAAUUACCACCUCACCGGAGUUGUGUCGGGCUGACGCAUUAUAUUAAUGCAGUCGCGUUUUUCUACUGUCUUGGCUCUUCGCAAUUCUGGUAUCUUCUAGCCGUAACCAAAUACUGUUAGGUCGUUCGCACGAAAAUUGUACAUUUGUCCUGAGGACGGCAUUAAAACCGAAUAAUAAAUCCGAUAUACAUACACAUAAUAUAUACGUAUAUAUUAGUGUUUGUGUAUAUAUAUAUGUAUAUUAUGUGUAUAUAUAUAUAUACAUAUAUAUAUAUAUAUAUAUAUAUAUAUAUAUAUAUAUAUAUAGAUGUAUGUAUAUAUAUAUAUGGAUGUAUGUAUGCUCUUAGGCCCCUUAAUAUACCAACAAAAUCUGGUAUAUUCAAUGGCUACUGCUUGUCCUCGAGAUGAAUAUACCGCUUUAAUAUGAACCACCUACUAAACUGGUAUUUGCCGUCAUCUGGCUUUCUGCGAGGGACAGUUUUUUUAUCGAAAACUUAUUUAAGAAUAUAUAAGAAAAGUAAAAAAAAACUAUUGUAUUUAAAUAGUGUAAAAUGGACAUUUGUGGGCGUUGAUUUUUUUUUACAUUUGAAAUCAAAUUUAAGUUUAUAGUUCGACGAAUGUCUCUCACCUAGUGCGUGUGAUUGAGUUUUUCUUUUCAACCGAUACGUGUAAUAGCAGUGUCUUCGCAGGAGCGCGAGGCUCGCAGAGAAAAAAAUUAAGUGGUGCAUGAGAACGCGUACAUAAAAGACAAACGAAACAGAACGAAAUUAAAUGAAACAUAACUUAAAGGUAAAAACAGAAAUUAAAACAAAGAAAAAUCAACAAUGAUACAAAUCGUACGGACAUCUCUCGACAUUCGGACGCAUAUAUACUAGACAAAUUCGUAAAUAAACUAUAAUAAUAAUAAUAAUAAUAAUAAUAAUAAAAAAUGAAAACAAAAAUAUAAAACCCCACCGCUUCGUGCUCCUGUUUAAUAAUGAGACAGGCAUAUUAAGGUUAUGUAAAUGCAAUGUUCGCGCCAGGUAGUAUGGAUGAGUAAUGUGUGACUUAAACAUUGCAUAAUAAUUAUACAUAGUAUGUAUAAAGUUAUGAAGUAAGAAAACAUUUUAUUAUUAACGAUAAUAUUAUCUAACGUAAUGUAACGUAACGUAAUGCGGGGAGGUUGUUACUCUUUAGACUUGGGCAUAGCGAGUAGGGAGAGCAUUUAUAUAUCCGAUCGCCGAAGCUCACAAAGGCUGCUCUGCUGCUGAUGCUACUGCUACUGCGCUCCAUCGUUGUUCCAUUUCUGUUGGAUGUAAUCUAUUCUAUUCUAUUCUUAUGGAAACACGUAAAAAAAAAGAAAGAAAAAGAAAAAAAAAAAAAGAAAAAAUCAAUUCUAUAUUUAUAUUAUUUCUUCUCACAGUUAAUUUUGAAAUAGAGGGAAUAUAACGUGUAGUAGGCAAAUCUAUGAAAUCUUAAAAGGUAUUUUAUUAUUGCUAAGACGACGUAUAUUCGAUAGCAUAGAAGAUCCGAUAACUCUCCCUAUUCCAGUGUUCUCUCUCUCUUUCUCUCUUUCUCUCUUUCUCUCUCUCUCUCUCUCUCUCUCUCUCUCUCUCUUUUUCUCUCUCUCUCUCUCUCUCUCUCUCUCUCUCAUUUGAACGUAUUCAAUUGUAUUUUUGUGUACUGUGGUUUUACUUCGAUUUCAUUGUCGUGGGCUACUCAUAGCAGUGAUUCUCGUUGACUGUCGCAGAGAACAAGUGAUGGGGUAUUCCUAGUGAUUCCUUUUCAUUCAUUACGAUCGGUAUCUUAACGGUGACACAUUAUUAAUAUGUAGCCGCAAAAAAAAAAAAAAAGAUCUGUCAAACGCCGCUUUAAUACAGGGAUCAUUCUUUAUACUUGAUAAAGAUGAUUCACUUAGUUACACCGACAGUCAAAAAGCGACGACGAUGCUCUUAUACAUUUAGUAUUAAGAGUUAGUGGAUCAGUUGCAAACAAAGAUACGUCUAUGCUGUCACUUAUUUUUUUGGGAGACUGUUAAACAAGAAGAAGAAGAAGAAGAAGAAAAUGAAGAAGAAGGGUGAAGAGACAUUGCGGUUACGAUACCAUUGUACCAUAGCUGCAUAAUAAUUAAAUAAAGAUAACGAUAAUUUGAAUGCGAGACGAUGUCCCACGUUUUAAUGUACAAAUAUUUUCGAAUGAGGUAGUUAAAUAAAAACACAGUUAGAUCGGAUAAAUCAAUUCGUUCUCGUGAAGUAGCAAUGGGUUUUAAUAUCUGAAUAAAAAAAAAAAUAAAAUAAAAAUAAGGGAAUAAUAAUAAUAAUAAUAAUAAAUAAUAAUAAUAAUAAUAAAUAAUAAUAAUGAUAAUGAUGAAGAAAAAAUUAUAAGAAUGAUCGCGGUUUUAUAGACUGCCGUGUCUCAUAUGACCGUGAAAGAAAAAGAAUUGGCUGUAUGAAACCUAAGGAGAUGGACUGGACCGUGUCUUUCGUGCUUGUAUUCUUGUGCACGAUUGUAAGCGCGAUCGUGUGUAUUAUGUGUGUGCGUGCGUGCGUGCGUGCAUGUUGGUAUCCUAGACCUACGAAAGAUCAAUAAGAAAAAGACAGGAAAAGAAGAAUAAAAAAGGUGUGGAAUGAGGCACGAACGCAUUCAAAGGGGCACACGAUAUGUAAAAGAUCGCCUGGCUGAUUCUUUAUUAUUAAUAUACGGGCCAUACCAUUUCUGGCAGUUUCUCUCUGUUAACAAAACACAACUACGGUUUUAUACACAAAACUGCUACUGUAAUGUACACGUGCUUGCUUCAAGAUAGUACCUUGUCUCUAAUUGUUGACAAAGAACUAUCUUAAAGUAUGGAAUGCCUGAGAAAAGAGAAAACUGAGUACUUUAGCAUUCAUAGUAUACUAUACGUACACUAUAAGUAUAGGUCUAUUUAAUUUUAUUAAUAUAAUGAAAUGUCAAGCCCCGUUUGCAACACGAUCAGAAAAAAAAAAGAAAAAAAAAAGAAAAAAAAAAAAGAAAAAAAAAAAAGACUUGCGUUAUGUACUACAUGAAGCCAGAGAAUAUACACGAUACAUUUUGUUCUCUGCUCGAGUAUACAACGCAAUUCAGAAAAUUAAACUUUACUGGUGCUAACGGGUCUUAAAAUCAAUCAGGCUGAACAUGCCCAGAUAACCGUUACAUCCCUACGUUUGUUAGGUAAGCAUGAAGAUGAUAAACAAAAAAAGAAAAAAAGAAAAUAAAAAUAAAAAACAAACACAGAAUUUUGAGAUAAAAUCUGGUAACGAUACACAUCUUUAAGAUUUAAACGUAAACGAAGUCUUAGGCUAAGAAUUUGGUUUGUGUGUUCAUAAGUCUUGUUCAAACUACUUUUGUACAGGAUACCAUCGCAUCAUCUCUCUUCCCCCCUUUCUAUCUCUCUCUCCCUCUCUCUCUCUCUCUCUCUCUCUCUCUCUCUCUCUCUCUCUCUCUCUCUCUCUCUCUCUCUCUCUCUCUCUCUCUCUCUCGACGUAACAGUAACCGACACCACAGACUACAUUUUCUGCCCAUUCCAUCAGAUUUGAAACUUUCAUUGUAUUUUUAAGUAAAUACAUUUUGAAAAACAUUACAGAUGUACCUUUUUAUUCUUCACUAGUGUGUGAAGGAGAAUAUCUCUUCCCAUUUAGAUUAAAAAAUAUUUACAUGAUGUUAUUUUUCUAUCGGUAUAUUUAUGAAAAAUAAAAAAAAAUUAUAAAUCGA
Molecule: messenger RNA, 4699 nt
Organism: Vespa velutina
Lineage: Eukaryota; Metazoa; Arthropoda; Insecta; Hymenoptera; Vespidae
Product: glutamic acid-rich protein-like
Exons: 3
Coding region: 467-814 (115 amino acids)
Source: RefSeq, a predicted model, not a curated record